AUGGCCCAAACCAAGGAUAUCACCCUCCUCCACUUUAACGACGUGGUUGCACGCUUCGCAUCCAUCCUGGCCAAUCCACGAUACCUCACUCGUGAUGUCUCUGCCCCCGAUUACCAGCUUCGGCUAUUCAGCGGCGACGCUUUCUCCCCAUCUCUAGAGGCGUCCGUCCUUCGUGGUGAGCAUAUACCGACGAUUCUCAAUACCAUGAACAUUGAUGUUGCUUGCUAUGGGAACCAUGACUUCGAUUUUGGCGAAGACCGCCUAGUUGAACUAUCCAAAGUCACCAAGUUUCCCUAG
Trichophyton verrucosum HKI 0517 is the source of this 297-nucleotide messenger RNA. Its product is annotated as nucleotidase, putative. The transcript is spliced from 2 exons. Gene Ontology annotation, molecular function: hydrolase activity. NCBI's taxonomy places the organism in Eukaryota, Fungi, Ascomycota, Eurotiomycetes, Onygenales, Arthrodermataceae. Bases 1 to 297 code for a protein of 98 amino acids. The record is from RefSeq and is a predicted model, not a curated record. Gene Ontology annotation, biological process: nucleotide catabolic process.